Molecule: messenger RNA, 815 nt
Organism: Cariama cristata (Red-legged seriema)
Lineage: Eukaryota; Metazoa; Chordata; Aves; Cariamiformes; Cariamidae
Product: glutamate decarboxylase 1-like
Biological process (GO): carboxylic acid metabolic process
Cellular component (GO): cytoplasm
Molecular function (GO): carboxy-lyase activity; pyridoxal phosphate binding
Source: RefSeq, a predicted model, not a curated record
AUGAAGACAUUAAUUCUAAACAUAGAAAUGCAAGUAAAAUACACAUAUGCAGUCUUCAGCAAGAGGGUGAGGAGAGGGACUUGCAUGAGAACUUUGGGAAUUCUUUUUCAGAUAUCUGUGCAUCAGACUUGCCACCUACUAAAAAAGCUGAAGGCUUCACAAAGCAGUUCUUGCUUGAGGAGGCAGAGAUUCUCUUGAGUUACAUUAAGAGAACUUGUGAUGGAGAAAAAGUCCUGGACUUUUACCCCCAUCAGCUUCUGGAAAGUUUGGAACACUUCAGCCUGGAGCUCUCUCACCAGCCAGAGCACUUGGAACAAAUACUUGCUGAUUACAGAGACACCUUAAAAUAUGGAGUUAAAACAGGACAUCGUUGCUACUUCAAUCAACUUUCUAGUGGCCUUGACAUUAUUGGUGUAACUGGGGAACGACUCACAGUUGCAGCAAAUACUAACAUGUUUACAUAUGAAAUGGCUCCUGUGUUCACUAUCAUGGAGCAGAUUCUUCUGAAGAAAAUACAUGAAAUAAUUGGAUGGAGAGAAUUUCAAGCAGAUGGCAUAUUUUCUCCAGGGAGGACCAUAUCAAAACUCUGCAGUGUUUUGCUGGCUUACUACAAGUCUUUCCCUGAGGUUAAAACUGAACACGGUUGGGUUGCACUUCCACAUGUUGUGCUGUUUGUUUCCGAACAGAGCCAUUAUUCACUGAAGAAAGCAACAGCAGUUCUUGGAACAGAUAAUGUUGUUGCAAUGAAGUGUAGUAAAAGGGGGAAAAUUAUUCCAACUGAUUUGGAGGCUGAAAUACUGAAAAUCAAAAGAUGA